AUGGACAUCAUUGCCCUUGAAGAAAACCAAAUGCUGCUGGAAUUGCUGAAGAAAGUUUGUGGAAUAUAUCAUCAAAAUUUUACCGAUUUGUCUUUUUAUUCUGCUGCUGCUGAUGAUGAUGAUGCCUUCACUUAUGUUUACUUGAUCACAAAGCGUCUGUUCCUGCCAGCAGCAUUUGAGCGAGGUAUUCCUCCAAUCGAGCUAAUGGCAGAACAACACAGGCUCUACAAACGCCGCAGACAGAACAAAGGAAUGGAAGACCUCGUAGAAAAGAGACGCGAGUCCAUGAUUCAGUGUCAAGAGACCAUGGGACAGCUCGCAAAAGGGGAGAUGGACGCAUUGACUCAUCCCAAAUGCAGAAAUAUGGGAAAGGUGAAGCUAUGGCGAGGUGGACCUCCAUCUCAUGCAGCUGUUGACUGGAGGCAGCUGUUUCCCUGGCAACCGCGGCCCGAGAACAUCGUAAGGAGUGUGCUGGUUUCUAAGGAGAAGUGGAAAGCAAUGGUGGUCUUCUCGGCCCAAAUAAUAAAGAAGCUAAAACUCGAGGAGCAAGGUGAGCCCUCCGCGAAGAACAUUUCGGCUGUGGCGGACACCGAGCGCUCAGAAAGCAGACAGAGAAAGACGAGAGAGGGGAAGGUAGAGAGUGGCGUUGAGAGGCGGGGCUGCAGUACCAGGGAGAGACUCGGGCGGGAGCACAUGCGGAGGGCUGGAGGCGAGGGAUCUGUUGGUGGGGCGGCCGGCGCGCGCUUCCGGCCAGGCGCCCCGCCCACCGCCUCGAGCCCUCGCCCGAGCCCGCGCCCGCACCGGCUCGCCGUCGCGUACCAGACGCCGGGCGGGCGGGCGGCGCGAGCCGUGACCGCCGCGAUGCUCGGCCUAGCAAGUGGCUGCUCCGGGCCGCGGCGGCGCCGGCCCAGAGCGUGGCACGAGCGUGCGCGGAGCUGGCUUCGGAGCGUGGCGUGGCGUCGAGCGCUCGCCUGCAAACGCGGCCGAGCCCUUGCCGCCCCGCUCGCCCCCGUCGUCCCUUCUCCACGCCGUUUCCUGCGGGUGCCGCCCGGACGUCCGCUUCACCCCUCCCGGUCCCUCCCCCCUCGGCGCCACCGCCUGAGAAGGCGCUCGGCACCCCACGGGCAGCUCUUGACGCAAAAAAGCAGUCGGUUUCCUCCUGCGGCGGAGGACGAGGGCGAGGACGGAGACUAG
Messenger RNA from Gryllus bimaculatus (two-spotted cricket), 1194 nucleotides. The record is from the annotation of a GenBank genome assembly. Lineage: Eukaryota; Metazoa; Arthropoda; Insecta; Orthoptera; Gryllidae.